Messenger RNA from Cladocopium goreaui, 1328 nucleotides. The record is from the annotation of a GenBank genome assembly. NCBI's taxonomy places the organism in Eukaryota, Dinophyceae, Suessiales, Symbiodiniaceae.
AGUGGCGCAGUGUCUCCCAAGUUGUGCUGCAAGUUUUCCAUUUCCCCACCAUGCGGUGGGUCCUGGGAGUUGCCCUUGUUAUCUUCGGGCUGACGUUGGGCACGGGCGGGAUGCAACUGAUCCGGAUGUCCGAACUCAAGAAGAAGGGAGAGAAGUUCGUGGAGAGCCGCACCUUCUUUGUCUUGGGCAUGGUCAUGAACACAUUCUUUGGCCCUCUGCUUGAUGUUGCUGGCUACGCAUAUGCGUCUGCGGCUGUCAUCGCGCCCUUAUCGGGUUUCAACGUAGUGAUCAACGCGGUCAUCGCUCCAGUCACCUUAGGUGAGAAGCUGACCAGCCGCAGAUUGAUCGCUUCGGCGAUGGUCGCCAUUACCGCCCCAUUAUCCAUCUUUUUCAAGAAUCACCGGGAAGAUAAAGAAGCCUGGACUUUGGAACGUGCUGAAGAUGUUCUUCUGCGAUGGAGGGUCCUGUUUUACGGCUUGAUAUUCGCAAUGUGGUUUUGCUUUAACCUGCGGCUUCGCAAGCGCUCGGCGAAAGGUUCUGCGCUACGCGGAUUCUCGUUGGCUGCCACUGCAGGCUCCAUGGCCGGCAAUAUGUGGUGCACACGGGUGGCAGCGGUCUUUGCUGCCAAUUGUGCUUCCGCACACAUGUGCACCCCCUGGGGGCACUGGCUUCCAUGGGUUCUCUUGACUGGAUCCGUGUUUUUCGCAGUGUCGAACGUGCCAUACAUGACGAAAGGCAUGCAAAGAUACGAAACUCUCUAUGUGGUUACGGUCUUCCAGGCAUCCAAUAUCGUCUCAAACAGCCUCAGCGCACUCAUCAUCUUACAAGAGAUGGAAGGUGCGCCUUGGUGGAAACUACUGGGCUAUCUUGGAUGCAUCGUGAUCAUGAUGGGGGCCCUUUGGUUCCUAGUCUCAGGCGAAGAGGCAAUUUGUCCGAGCAAUGAACAGGAUGCUGAUCUGCGAAGUAUGCUUUCGAUGGAAGGAGGCGAACUUGAAGAAAAUGAAUCAGAUGACGAACCUGACAUAAUGUAUUUCUUCAACGCGAUUUCGCAGUCGUUUUCAAACCUUCAAACUGCAGAGUCACAGAAUUACAAAGGGUCGCACGGCGGAGAGGAGGAAGUGCGCGAGGAGUCCAACGAUGCCAAUUGCUGAAACUCUCAAGAUGUCUCCACUAAUAGAACUUUGGCAUAUCGGAGUCAAGGGGCAAAGUGCCCCCCUAUGCUUCAAGAUUUCUUGCAAUACUUGUUAUUCAAUGCAUAGUGUCGUCCUUUAGGGGAUCUCUGUUUCAUGUUUUACAAGAUCACUUCACAUGUGCUGAAAAGACUUCGC